Molecule: messenger RNA, 145 nt
Organism: Racocetra fulgida
Lineage: Eukaryota; Fungi; Glomeromycota; Glomeromycetes; Diversisporales; Gigasporaceae
Source: the annotation of a GenBank genome assembly
UUUAAGGAUAAACAGUUAUUCCUUUCUUCUUCUAGUACCAAUCUGAUUUCUCUUACUCCUGAUGAGCAAACAGAUAAGGAUUUUAAUGAAAUUUUGACUAGUUUUCUUUCAUUAUUACAGCAAGAUUCAGAUGAACUUACCCUUA